Arvicanthis niloticus (Nile rat) is the source of this 4617-nucleotide messenger RNA. Lineage: Eukaryota; Metazoa; Chordata; Mammalia; Rodentia; Muridae. The record is from RefSeq and is a predicted model, not a curated record.
AUGUGGAAGGACAGACAGGCUCAGCUGUGCCUUUUUUCAGUUCUUCUUGCCUUCCUACCUUCUUCUUCUUCCUUGCUCAAUGGAGACCCGAAGUAUAUGGUGCUGGCCCCUUCCCAGCUCUACACUGAGACCCCUGAGAAAAUCUGCCUCCAUCUCUACCAUCUGAAUGAGACAGUGACUGUCACAGCUUCCUUGAUAUCACAGUUGGGAAGGAGACAGCUGUUCGAUGAUCUUACAGUUGACAAGGACUUGUUCCACUGUGUUUCCUUCAUUAUCCCUAGAUUAUCCUCUUCUGAAGGGGAGGAGUCUCUUGAAAUUGACAUCAAAGGGCCAACACAUAAAUUCAACAAAAGGAAUACUGUGCUGGUGAAGAACAAAGAAAGUGUUGUCUUCAUCCAGACAGAUAAGUCUGUGUACAAGCCAGGACAGUCAGUUAAAUUUCGGGUUGUCUCUAUGGAUAAAAAUCUACAUCCCCUGAAUGAGUUGUUUCCUCUGGCUUACAUUGAGGAUCCAAAAACGAACCGAAUUAUGCAGUGGCGGGAUAUUAAGACGGAGAAUGGGCUUAAGCAAAUGUCCUUCAGCCUGGCAGCAGAGCUCAUCCAGGGCCCUUACAAGAUAGUGAUGCAGAAACAGUCAGGAUGGAAGGAAGAGCACUCCUUCACCGUGAUGGAAUUCGUGCUUCCUAGAUUUGACGUCGACGUGAAGGUCCCAAAUGCCAUCUCUCUGCAUAAUGAAAUAGUCAAUGUGACUGUAUGUGCAAAAUAUACCUAUGGAAAGCCUGUGCCUGGAGAUGGAGAGAUAAACAUAUGCCAAGAAUUUCAAUUAUCUAACUUUGAUAAUAAGCUAGACAACAAUGGCUGCAGGACACAAGAAGUGAACAUCAGGUAUCUACAAUCAAGGGGAACAGAGAGACAAUAUUGUAAAGUCCAGCUCCUUCAUGUGAAUGCAACUGUUACAGAAGAAGGGACAGGAUUACAGUACAGUGAAUCCAGAACAACUAAAGUUGAAAUAAGCACAAGCAAGCUCAUAUUUCUGAAAGCAGAUUCACACUUCAGACACGGGAUUCCAUUCUUUGUGAAAGUCCGCCUAGUGGAUCUCAAAGGAGCUCCUAUCCCAAAUGAGCAAGUCUUCAUCAAAGCACAAGAGAUUAGCUACACCAAUGCUACUACCACUGAUCAGCAUGGCCUGGCAAAGUUCUCCAUAGAUACCAGCGGCAUCUCGGUCCAUUCCUUCAAUAUCAAAGUCUACCACAAGGAGGAAAAUUCAGGUUACUAUUCCUUUUGCAUGGAAGAAAGACAUGCAGAGGCAAUGCAUAGGGCCUAUGCUGUUUACUCCCCCAGCAAAAGCUACAUCUACCUUGAGACAGAGACCAGCAGCAUCUUGCCCUGCAACCAGAUCCACACAGUUCAGGCACAUUUUAUUCUGAAGGGGAAGGACUUGGGAGUGCUGAGAGAGCUCCUUUUCCACUACCUGGUCAUGGCCCAGGGCAGCAUCAUCCAGACUGGAAACCACACUCAUCUCGUGGAGCCAGGAGAAUGUAAGUUAAAAGGCAGCUUUGCCUUGGAGAUCCCUGUGGAGUUCAGUAUGGUCCCUGUGGCUAAAAUGCUCAUCUAUGCCAUCUUGCCUGAUGGAGAAGUGAUUGCAGAUUCUGCAAGCUUUGAAGUGGAAAAGUGUCUUCGCAACAAAGUGGACCUGAGCUUCAGCUCAUCUCAAAGUCUUCCUGGCUCACAAACCCAUCUGCGGGUCACAGCUUCUCCUCAGUCACUCUGUGGACUGAGAGCUGUGGACCAAAGUGUGCUGCUCCUGAAGCCCGAGGCUGAGCUCUCCCCGUCAUGGAUAUACGGUCUGCCAGGUAUGCAGCAGAAGAAAUUCAUCCCAAGUUCCCACUUGUCUGAAAAUGAUAACUGUGUAUGGUACUGGAGAACUGAUAAACACCCAGACUCAGUACGACACAGGGAAGAGAAGGAUGUCUACAGAUAUAUGGAGGACAUGGGUUUAACGGCACUCACAAACUUGAAGAUCAACUAUCCUACGCUUUGUUAUAACUAUGACAUGGUUCCAAUGGCAGCACUACUACCAAAUAGAAAUCCACCACCUGAAGAGCCACUUACUGAAACAAUUCGGAAAUAUUUUCCUGAAACCUGGGUGUGGGACAUAGUCACAGUAAACUCCUCAGGAGUGGCUGAAGUGGAAAUGACAGUCCCUGACACCAUCACUGAAUGGAAGGCCGGAGCCCUCUGCCUGUCCAAUGAUACUGGCCUUGGUCUCUCCUCUGUGGCACCUCUCCAAGCCUUCCAGCCCUUCUUUGUGGAGCUCUCGUUGCCCUACUCUGUCAUCCGUGGAGAAACCUUCAUGCUCAAAGCCACUGUGAUGAACUUCCUCCCUACAAGCAUGCGGAUAGUUGUGCAGCUGGAAGCCUCUCCUGAUUUCACAGUUGUUCCAGUAGAAAAAGACCAAGAUUCUUACUGCCUUGGUGCCAAUGGGAGACACACCUCAUCCUGGGUGGUAACUCCCAAAACUUUAGGGAAUGUGAAUUUCUCUGUGUCUGCUGAAGCACAACAGUCCCCAGAGCCCUGUGAUUCUGAGGUGGCCACAGUUCCUGAAACUGGGAGAAAGGACACAGUAGUCAAAGUCCUGAUAGUUGAGCCUGAAGGAAUCGAGAAAGAGCAUACCUUCAGCUCACUGCUCUGCACAUCAGAUGCUGAGGUAUCAGAAAAAUUGUCCCUGGUGCUCCCACCAACAGUAGUGAAAGAUUCAGCCAGAGCCCAUUUCUCUGUGAUGGGUGAUAUCUUGAGUUCAGCUAUAAAAAACACACAAAAUCUUCUCCAGAUGCCCACUGGCUGUGGAGAGCAAAACAUGAUCCUUUUUGUUCCCAACAUCUAUGUACUGAAAUAUUUGAAUGAAACCCAACAACUGACUCCGAAGAUCAAGUCCAAGGCCCUUGGCUUCCUCAGAACUGGUUAUCAGAGAGAACUGAACUACAAACACAAGGAUGGCUCCUACAGUGCCUACGGGGAUCAAUCUGGCCAGAGUCAAGGAAACACUUGGCUCACAGCCUUUGUGCUCAAGUCUUUUGCUCAAGCUCAAGCCUUCAUCUUCAUUGAUGAGUUACACAUCAACCAAGCCUUCACCUGGCUCUCCCAUCAGCAGAAGGACAAUGGCUGCUUCCGGAGCUCUGGGUCACUCUUCCACAAUGACAUGAAGGGGGGAGUAGAUGAUGAAAUGACCCUCUCUGCAUACAUAACCAUAGCCCUUCUGGAAAGUUCACUUCCAGCCACGCACCCCGUAGUCUCCAAAGCCCUGAGCUGCCUGGAGUCAUCCUGGAAGACCACAGAGCAAGGAGGAAAUGGCAGCUUUGUGUACACCAAGGCAUUGAUGGCCUAUGCUUUUGCUCUGGCGGGGAACCAGGAUAAGAGAAAUGAAAUACUGAAGUCACUUGAUAAGGAAGCUAUAAAGGAAGACAACUCCAUCCAUUGGGAAAGACCUCAGAAACCCAGUAAAUCCGAGGACACUUUGUACGAACCCCAGGCUGCCUCUGCUGAGGUAGAGAUGAGCGCCUAUGUCGUCCUGGCUCGCCUCACUGCCCAGCCAGCCCCAGCCCCUGAGGACCUGACUUUGUCAAUGAACACCAUCAAGUGGCUCACAAAGCAGCAGAAUUCCCAUGGUGGCUUCUCCUCCACACAGGACACUGUGGUGGCCCUCGAUGCUCUGUCCAAAUAUGGAGCAGUUACUUUUUCCAGAAGCCAGAAAAGUGCUUUGGUGACCAUCCAGUCUUCAGGAUCAUUUUCCCAAAAUUUCCAAGUAGAGAACAGUAAUCACCUGUUACUGCAGCAGGUCCUAUUACCAGACAUUCCUGGGGACUAUACCAUCAGUGUGUCGGGUGAAGGAUGUGCAUAUGUUCAGACUACACUGAGAUACAACAUGCACAUGGAGAAGCAGCAGGCCGCAUUUGCUCUACGGGUACAGACAACACCUCUAACUUGUAAUAAUUCCAAAGGCCACAACAGAUUCCAGAUCUCACUAGAAAUCAGUUACACAGGGAGCCGUCCAUCCUCCAACAUGGUGAUUGCUGAUGUGAAGAUGGUAUCUGGUUUCAUCCCAUUAAAACCAACAGUGAAAAAGCUUGAAAAAUUAGAGCACGUGAGCAGAACGGAAGUGAGCAAAAACAAUGUCUUAUUCUAUCUGGAUCAGGUGACCAAUCAGACGCUGGCCUUCUCCUUCAUCAUUCAACAAGAUAUCCCAGUAAAGAACCUGCAGCCUGCCAUUGUGAAAGUCUAUGACUACUAUGAGACAGAUGACGUGGCUUUUGCUGAAUACAGCAGCCCCUGCAGCUCAGGUAGGGAGCAGCUCUCUGAGUCAGCAAAGGCUGCCCAGCUGACAGGAAAUGCAGAGGUAAAAUUUAGGGAAUCACUCAAGCUCAUUGAGUUUCAGUCCACCGAGUAUCUACUUUUGGUAGAAGAUGAAUCUCUGAAGCCUGGACUUAGUGUAACACCAGUGUAUUUGAGUUAUCUCUGCAGACAGCUGGCUAUGGUCAAUGGGAAUAUGGACAUUUGUGACAGCUUAUCAGUUCACAUCCUUGGCUACAUCUUACAUGACCAAGUAAGAUGUACGUCUUAG